GACUUUUAUUUUGUUUUGGCGGUGUGGCGUCAUAAGGCGGCGACGCGGUCCUGUGCCUGUGAUUCGGCUUAAGAAAGUGUGUCCAAACACACAGAAACACACUCCUGGUGAAGCAACUGAGAUCCACGUGACGCACUAUUAUCAAGAUGGCGUUUAUUAAAGAUGAGAGUGAAGACAUGAAGAUUGAAGAAGCAUUCAGAAUGAAACAAGAAGAUACGGAGACACUAACAGAUCUGAUGGCACUGAACGAGGAGUGUCAAAAACAAAAUGAAAUGGAAGGGAAAGAUCAUUAUGAGAAAUGUCAUAGUUUCGUAAGUGGAGAAAAAUCAUUUAGUUGCUCACAGACUGAAAUAACUUCACAAAUAAGAGAUCAUAAAGCAGGAACUAGAAGUUAUUUUACCUGCCAACAGUGUGGAAAAAGUUUUACCCAAAAAGGAAGCCUUAAAGUCCACAUUAGAGCUCACAAUGAAGUGAGCUCUUUCACCUGCCAGCAAUGUGGAAAAAGUUUCAACAGAAAAGGAAACCUUAAUUACCACAUGAGAAUUCACACUGGAGAGAAGCCUUACACAUGCCCUCAAUGUGGAAUAAGUUUCACUCAAAAAAUAAUCCUCAAAAGACACAUUAGAAUUCACACCGGAGAGAAGCCUUACACCUGCCAAUUUUGUGGAAACCAUUUCAUUCGAAAAGGAAGCCUUAAAAGCCACGUCAGAAUCCAUACAGGUGAGCAGCCUUACAUGUGCCCUCAGUGUGGACGGAGUUUUACACAUAAACAAACUUUUAAUGCCCAUGUGAGAAUUCACAAUGGAGAGAAGCCUUUUACCUGCCAACAGUGUGGAAAAAAUUUCACUGAAAAGGGAAACCUUAAUAAACACUUGAAAAUUCACACUGGAGAGAUUUCUUUCACCUGCCAACAGUGUGGAAAGAGUUUCACUCAAAAAGGGAACCUUAAACAACACAUGAGAAUUCAUACCGGAGAGAAGCCUUUCACCUGUGAACUGUGUGGAAAAAGCUUCAGAGCAGAACUAAACCUUAGGAAUCACAUGAAGGUUCACACUGGAGAGAGACCGUUCACAUGUGAUCAGUGUGGAAAAAGUUUCAGACAUAAAGCAACCCUUAAUUCCCACAUGAAGAUUCACUUUUAAUUGUGAGCUAUAUAAUAAAACAAAUUAUUUUGCCAUCACUCUUAUAGAUACACCUGAAAAGCCAUGCACAACCUAAGACCCUGUUUUUGUUCCCUCUACUAGGUGUGCUGUGGUAUCUGGCACCAAGACGUUAGAAGCAGAUCCUUCAAGUCCUGUAGAUUGCGAGGUGGAGUCACCUUGGAUCGAACUUGUUGGUCCAGCACAUCCCACAGAUGCUCAAUUCUAUUGAGAUCUGGUGAAUUUGGAGUCCAGAUCAAUACCUUGAACUCUUCAUCAUGUUCCUCAAACCAUUCCGGAACAAUAGCUGUUUUCCCACUGUUGGGCCAAAAGCAACAGUUUCCACUGUCACUUCCGGGGCUUGAUCGGGCCUUGUCGGGGCUUCCUCAGGGCCAACGGCCAGGGUUUUUUGGCCCGCCGAAUACCUUGGUCCAAAGCGGGCCAACUGGGGCUUGAGGAGUGGCCAUGAACAGAGACGGAGUUUAUCUGAGUCAGGAGAGGGUCAACUCUGCUGCUCAUUUCCCAUGUUAAUAUAUCAGGCUACCAGCUAACGUCAACAUUUAAGAUAUUUUAAACAAUUCUCAGCUCAAAACUCACUUUCAUAAACCUGUCUGAAGGGUGAAGCCAUAAUGGAGCUGUUCUGUACACUGUGACCUCUCUACAAUGGUAACUUUCUCCUUGACCCAACAGACCAGGUUCUGAUGACAUGGCUAAAAGAUUUACUGUGUCCCAGAGCAAAUGUUAAGCUACUGUAUUGACCUAAUGGAAGAAAAUAUGAGGGACUACUUUCCUUGGCUUCCAAAGGAAAGUAGCUACAAUGCCCAAAUGCUUUAAAGAAUACUACCCAGGCACAAGAUGCAUCAUAGAUUGCUCUGAGACCCCCCUCCAAAGGGCCAGGAAUCUGGAUCCCCCUGCAGAGUCUUUUAGCCAUUAUUAUGCCCAGAACACUAUCAAGUACCUAGUGGCAAAUGCACUCUGUGGCCUAAUAAUGUUCAUCUCCCCAGUUUAUGGAGACAGAUGUAGUGACAAUUUCAUUACAUAUGACUCAGGGUUCCUGGAGUACCUGAGUCCAGGAGAUGAGGUCAUGGCUGACCGAGGCUUCACCAUCCAUUAUCUGCUGUCUGAAAGGAAGGUGAAGCACACAAUACUUGACUUUACUAAAAGGGGGCACAGCUUUCUGAAGAAGACAAGGAGGAUUGCUAAUGUGAAAGUCCACAUAGAGUGGAUUAUAUGCAGACUAAAUCACUUGCACACAAACUUGUACCAAAAAUAGAUAGAAUUCUGAGAAUUUGUGCAGCCCUGUGUAACCUGCAAGGUGACAUUAUCCAUGAAGAUAUUGAGUGAGAUAGACUGGAGUUGUCAAAAAAGCAGUCAGCUUUUCUGCGAAUACAUGAAGAAACAUACAAUGAAAUGUUCAACUGUAACAAGGUUUAUUAAAGGUACUUGUCACUUGAGUGCGAGGCAUUCUUCGUUUCCAUUUCUGGUGUGAUUGAGGGUGUGCGGAGUGCUUUAAGCGUUACUAUUAUGCCGCCAAAGAAGGCACUGACAGUCAUGGAAGGUGAUGACAUUUCUGCUGUUAAAUUGCAGCAGAAAUCCAUCCUGGACCUGGUGGAGGAAGUGAUGGGAUCCCGGCAAGCAGGUUUUCAACAGGUGGUUCCCUUUCUUUAAUCCAAGAGGAUUGAAAUGGACUCUGAUAACAGAGGCAUACCACCCUCUGCCCUGGAGAAAUGACAGCGACAAACCGGCUAUCUUCAUGAGAUUGAUCAACAGAAAACACAAAACUGCUCUGUUAAAACAAGAAAGGAAGCUAAAAGGAACCAAUGUCUUCAUAAACUAACAUUUGACUAAAUGAAACGCAGACAUCGCUAGAAAAUCGGGUUUCUUUAAGAAACUGGGAAAAAUUCAAAACACAUGGACCACAAACUGCAAAAUUUUCAUUAAACUGAAGUAAAGUUUUGGUGAUCAAAAUCAUUGAGGAACUAGACAAGUACUAACUGGACUUGGAAAAUGACAGUUUCUGAGAAUAAUUUCUUCUCCAAUAACAACAAUAACUGCUACAAUAAAUCUGCCAUAUCUAAAACAUGGAUCAAUGCUGAUAAAGGUAUGGAUUUUGAUCUGGAGGAGUAUGAAGUCAACUGUAUAAAUAGAAAUAAUAAGAAUGGAGGAGGAGUGGCUUUGUAUGUGGAUAAAAACUUGAAUUAUAAGGUGGUAGAAAGUAAAUAUUUAUGGAAAAAAAAGAAUGUUACCAUAAGGUGUAUAUAGAACACCAGGCUCUAGCAUUAAAGUAUUUAAGGACUGGAUAGAAGGAAUGUUUUCAAAAACUAAUAAAAAGUUAUUUUCAUCUGGGGUGAUUUUAACAUUGAUUUGCUAAAUCCAAACAAGCACAAAAUGACUGAUGAAUUUAUUAAUACAAUGUACAGCAUGAGUUUAUAUCCAAAAAUCACCAGACUCAGCAGAAUUACACUCCAUUGUGGCACCUUGAUUGAUUACAGCAACAUUAAACUAUUUAAAGUAAUGUAAUGUGCUGUGUUUGAAAGAAACCUGGCUAAAGCCAGACCAUCUAGUUUAUAAGCUGUGAUCAUAUAAUUAACAAUAAGUGCUUUUGAAGAAAGAGAUAUAAUAUUCAGCAACCCAAGCUUUAUGAUUUGUUCAUCUGUAUUAUAUCUGUUUUUUAUUUGUUGAACAUAAAUAAAAUCUUUACCCUUAAAUGGGUUUGAAAGUUUUUUGUAUUUACUAAUUUGAGAAGCGUCUCGCUGCAGCCUGUUGUGGACGUCCGACCCGGCCCACAUCCAAGUGUGAUGUCAGAAGCCACGCCCAUGCCCAAAUACGUCACAUUCUCAUUAACAUUGAAACAUGAAGAUGCAUUGAGAAAACAGUCAAACUCUCGGCUGAAAUGCAAUUAAAGGGAUAGUUCACCCAAA
Messenger RNA from Ctenopharyngodon idella (grass carp), 4060 nucleotides. RefSeq names its product gastrula zinc finger protein XlCGF8.2DB-like. Gene Ontology annotation, molecular function: RNA polymerase II cis-regulatory region sequence-specific DNA binding; DNA-binding transcription factor activity, RNA polymerase II-specific. The transcript has 3 exons. Gene Ontology annotation, biological process: regulation of DNA-templated transcription. NCBI's taxonomy places the organism in Eukaryota, Metazoa, Chordata, Actinopteri, Cypriniformes, Xenocyprididae. Bases 147 to 1142 code for a protein of 331 amino acids. The record is from RefSeq and is a predicted model, not a curated record.